UUAGCAUGCAAAGUCACGCUGUAACUUUCUAUUCAAUCGACUAUCCCGCUACCCAUCAUUCAUUUAAACAUUUCGCGAUUUUUCGAGAUUAUAUUGCUUUCAGUUCACUUGCUGAGCACAAAAUCAUACUUUCUCCAUUGCUUUACAAGUUGAAUCUAUUUUCGACACGCCAAAAUCACGCCGGUUCUUCAACAAAUCAUUUCAUUCAUCGUUUAUUUUAAUUAUUUGCUUUGAAUUGCAUCAUGUACCGAGUAUCACGAAUUCUUCGAACCGCCACCCAUCAUUUGUCCCGGGUGAAUGGAACACAAACUACAUCGGCCAUUUCAAGCAGCCAUAUGCAUGAAAGUCGUCGUGGAACAGCCAAAGAUAUUAAAUUCGGUGCCGAUGCACGUGCACAAAUGUUGCAAGGCGUUGAUAUUUUGGCUGAUGCUGUUGCUGUUACCAUGGGUCCAAAAGGUCGAAACGUAAUCAUUGAACAAUCAUGGGGAUCGCCGAAAAUUACCAAAGAUGGUGUGACCGUGGCCAAAGCAGUCGAAUUGAAAGAUAAAUUCCAGAACAUCGGUGCAAAACUUGUACAAGAUGUUGCUAACAAUACGAAUGAAGAAGCUGGUGAUGGUACCACGACAGCCACUGUCUUAGCUCGUGCUAUCGCUAAAGAAGGUUUCGAAAAAAUUAGUAAAGGUGCUAAUCCAAUUGAAAUUCGUCGUGGUGUAAUGUCUGCUGUUGAACACGUUGUUGAUAAAUUGAAAUCAUUCUCAAAACCGGUAACAACACCUGAAGAAAUCUCACAGGUUGCAACCAUUUCGGCUAAUGGUGAUCGAAAAAUCGGUGACCUUAUUUCGGAUGCAAUGAAAAAAGUUGGUCGUGAUGGUGUGCUUACCGUCAAAGAUGGAAAAACACUUUCUGAUGAAUUGGAAGUAAUUGAAGGAAUGAAAUUCGAUCGUGGAUAUAUCUCACCAUAUUUUCUUACAAAAGGCAACAAAGUUGAAUUCCAAGAUGCCUUGUUGUUGAUUACAGAGAAGAAAAUUUCCACUGCUCAAUCAUUGAUACCAGCUUUGGAAAUGGCCGUCAAUCAACGCAAACCAUUAGUUAUUAUUGCCGAAGACUUGGAUGGUGAUGCAUUGACAACAUUGAUCAUAAACAAAAUCAAAAUCAAUCUACAAGUUGCCGCUGUGAAAGCACCCGGUUUCGGUGAUAAUCGCAAAAACACUUUACAUGAUAUUGCUAUCGCCACCGGUGGCAUUGUUUUUGGAGAUGAUGCAAACAUUCAUAAGCUUGAAGAAAUUCAGCAUAAUGAUUUCGGACAAGUUGGUGAAGUUACCAUCACAAAGGAUGAUACCCUUCUACUCAAGGGAAAAGGAAAUAAAUCUGAAAUUGAAAAACGUGUACAACAAAUUCGUGAAGAUAUCGAUAAUACGAAUUCCGAAUAUGAAAAAGAAAAAUUCCAGGAAAGAUUAGCACGUCUAUCCAGUGGUGUUGCUGUAUUGAAAAUAGGUGGCUCUUCCGAACUUGAAGUGAACGAAAAGAAAGAUCGUGUCACUGAUGCUUUGAAUGCAACUAGAGCAGCCGUUGAAGAAGGUAUUGUUCCAGGUGGUGGUGUUGCCGUACUCAGAUGCAUCAAAUAUUUGGAUGAUCUUAAACCUGAUAAUGAAGAUCAAAAAAUCGGUAUUGAAUUGGUACGAAAAGCAUUGAAACAACCAUGCAUGCAAAUUGUACAAAAUGCCGGUGUCGAUGCUUCGGUUGUUGUAAACAAAAUUCUCGAAUCCGAUGAAAUUAGUUUUGGUUAUGAUGCUCUUAAUGAUCGAUAUUGUAAUUUAAUUGAUGCCGGUAUAAUUGAUCCAACUAAAGUGGUCCGAACCGCAUUAAUGGAUGCUGCAGGUGUCGCAUCAUUGUUAACCACUGCCGAAUCGGUUAUCUGUGAAUCACCCAAAGAAGAAGGUGCUAAUCCAAUGGCUGGCAUGGGAGGAAUGGGCGGCAUGGGUGGUAUGGGCGGUAUGGGCAUGUAAUAUCACAACCAUUUAUGAUCGCUUCAUGAACUUCCAAAAACAUCGCAUUUUUA
Molecule: messenger RNA, 2059 nt
Organism: Dermatophagoides pteronyssinus (European house dust mite)
Lineage: Eukaryota; Metazoa; Arthropoda; Arachnida; Sarcoptiformes; Pyroglyphidae
Product: heat shock protein 60A-like
Biological process (GO): protein refolding
Molecular function (GO): ATP-dependent protein folding chaperone; ATP binding
Source: RefSeq, a predicted model, not a curated record